CGAGGUAGGCUGGGGGAGAGGGGAGGGGUCCCUCCCUCCCAUCGAAUCCCCUUCUCACAUCGCGCGAGCUGCUGGCGGGAAGGCACGAGAAGGCGAGGGAGAGGGGAGGGUAAAGCGGCAGGGAGCGCGUGUGCGCGCGUGAGUCUGUGCGUGCGCGUAGAUUGCACCACCGCAUCCCGUUCACCGUUUCUGCGGGCGGCCAUGCUCUGAUGGAGGGAAUAAAACCGACAACCGUCUUUUUACACUCCGAGUGAUCCGGCACCAUGUCAUUCCAGAUGUGACAGACAAGUCGUUUUAUGAAGCCUGCUUUCACUCCUUUGCUGUUUAACGCACAGAGGCUGUGACAUCAUGGCUUUGGUUAUGGAACCUAUAAGUAAAUGGACACCAAAGCAAGUGCUGGACUGGAUGAAAGGUCUGGAUGACUGUCUCCAGCAGUACGUGAAGAGUUUCGAGAGGGAGCAAAUGGGCGGGGAGCAGCUUCUGCACAUCACUCAUCAGGAGCUGGAGGAGUUGGGGGUUACGAGGAUAGGACAUCAGGAGCUCAUCCUAGAAGCGGUUGAUCUCCUCUGCGCCCUGAACUACGGCCUAGAGACAGAAAACCUCCGGACUCUGUCACAUAAGUUGAAUGCUUCAGCCAAGAACCUUCAGAACUUCAUCCUGGGAAGGCGAAGGGGAGGACACUAUGAUGGAAGAGCUUCCCGAAGGCUACCCAAUGAUUUCCUCACCUCAGUGGUGGAUUUGAUUGGUGCGGCAAAAAACCUGCUAGCCUGGCUUGACAGGUCUCCGUUUGCCAGUGUGACAGAGUAUUCAUUACUGAAGAACAAUAUUGUGCAGCUCUGCCUCGAAUUAACUACCAUUGUACAGCAGGACUGCACUGUGUAUGAGACAGAGAAUAAGAUUCUUCAUGUGUGUAAGACUUUAGCAGGGAUAUGCGACCACAUCAUCUCUCUGUCAUCGGACUCUCUGGUCUCUCAGUCAGCCCAUCUGGAGGUUGUCCACCUGACAAGCAUCAUGCCCAGUGAAGGCUUGGGGAUGUACAUCAAAUCUACAUAUGAUGGACUUCAUGUAAUAACUGGGACAACAGAGAAUUCUCCAGCAGAUCAGUGCAAAAAGAUUCAUGCUGGUGAUGAAGUCAUCCAAGUAAACCAUCAGACAGUGGUGGGCUGGCAGUUGAAGAACCUGGUCAAUGCUUUAAGAGAAGACCCAUGUGGAGUUAUCCUAACACUGAAGAAGAGGCCACAGAAUACCUUGAGUUCCACUCCAGCACUGCUGAGGAACGUGCGAUGGAAACCACUAGGCUUGCAGCCGGUCCCCACCAGCCCAACCAGCACCUCGCCGACACCAGGUGGAACUUUAGGCAUGUCCAAAAUGGAUGCUCAGGAUGUCUACAUCCUUUCCCCUGUUUCUGGACUCUACAGCCCCAGGGAGGAGUUGGGUUUGAUUUCAUGUGACGACAUCACCCGGUACAGUCUGACCUCCCAGUCUGGUUCUAAAGGGUCAGAAGCUGUCAGCUACUACCUGGACCAGGACAGUGGUCAGUACUUCUCACUUUUGGAGGGAGACGGACCACCAGGUUCAGAAUAUGACAGAAGCCGUAAUACGGGCGUGCGGAGGCGCGACAAGACCCCCACACACGGUGACCUCAGACCUGUGUCCAUGCCUCCUGAAUAUAACUGGAUGGCCGAGGCCAAGGAACCCAGCACGGGCAAGAGAGGGAGCCGAGAUUCAGACAACUCUCUACUACGUUACCUCAGCGAUGACAAAAUCCUGGUCAUUGAGGAGGAGCCCGAGGGUCCGGGUAGAGAGAGCCGAAGGGACUCCACUAGACGCUCUCGGCGCAAGAGCCGCAAUCCCAGCAGCCCUAGCUUUCCCCUCAGCCCAUCUAUGCUGUCCUCUACUCUCCGCUUAGACCAGCCGCCAGAUCCUUUGCCUCGAGGUGCGGACACACUACGAGCAGACACAACAGACAGGUACUCUGGAAGCUCCGGAGCAGCCUCCAUGAAGAAAUCUUUCCAUUACACCUCACUGAGAACGAAAACCAAAAAGAGAAGUAAAGGUUCCCUCACUAGUGCCAGUCGAAGGAGAAUUUCCUGUAAGGAUCUCGGCCAUGGUGACUGUGAAGGCUGGCUGUGGAAGAAGAAGGACGCUAAAGGAUACUUUACACAAAAAUGGCGAAAGUAUUGGUUUAUUCUGAAAGAAUCUUGCCUCUAUUGGUACACCAAUCAGAAUGAUGAGAAAGCUGAGGGCUUCAUCAGCCUCCCUGAGUUCAGAAUAGACCGGGCCAUAGAGUGCAGACGGAAAUUUGCCUUCAAAGCCUGCCAUCCCAAAAUCAAGAGCUUCUUCUUCGCCACAGAUUGUCUUGAGGAAAUGAAUAGGUGGAUGAACCGGCUUGGGUUGGCUGCUAUUGGCUACACACCGGAUGACAAAAUGCCACGUCCAGAUGAAGACUACUGGAGUGAGAGUGAUCAAGAUGAGGUUGAUGGCUCCAUGACACUCAAACAAGAGGGAACAUCCUCUCUCUGCGAUACUUACCACCGCACACCAUCAUCUAACCUCCUCCACACUUAUGACCAAUUACCCCGUUCUGUCAGCUCCAUGAGCCUCAUGCGCUCCACCCCGUCUCCCCAUCCACUACCGAUGAGUGCCUCCACCUCCCCCAUCCCUCCACAGAUGGUUUGUUCCACUUCCCCUCUUCCUCUGCAGGUCAAUUCUUCUAGCCCCUUUCCAGAGCCAAAGCAUGGGCGACAUUUUUCCAGCGAGUCCACGCACUCCCACUCAUCUGCUGAAGACCAGCGUGGAGAAGGAUUGGCCAUGGGCACCGGAACAGGCAGUACCAGUACCCACUCCUCAGGUUGCCGGUCUUCACAUCGUGAGCGUCGCUCCUGGCAGGACCUCAUUGAGACCCCUUUAACCAGCGCAGGGCUGCAUUUCCUGCAGACAGCACCAGGAGAAAACGAUUAUGGUGGCCUGAUGGGGAGCAUGGCCGGUGAGAUGGGACAGUAUGGAGGAUUUGGGAGGCAGGGCAUGUCCCCGGACAGCCGCAGGCAGGCUACGCUUCCGGUACGAAGACAUCAUGCUGCAGAGAGGGACAGGGAUCGGGAUGGGCCUUUCCCUCUGGAGCGGGGUCCAUACACACACAGCUACACACACAGACGCUCCCAUAAGCAGCGCAGUCAGAGUCUACCCAGGAAUAGGGACCCAUUUGGAGGAAAGAUGAUACAUUCAUCACCUCACAUGGAGGAGAGAAGUGAAGAUGAGGAGGCAGAGAGGCAGGCUGCAGAUCUUCUCGAGGGUGAGGAGGGUAAGAAAGAUUUGCCAGAGUUGAGAGUUGAGAGCAGAGAGAGGAGGGUCUCAGAGGGAAGGGAGCGACGGGUGUCAGACGGACGUGAGCCUGAGCCAUUGGAUGGGCUAGAGCAGCUGUACCGGACCCUGGAACAAGCCAACGUUACACCGCUAGGUGAUCCAAGACCUUGUAGCAGACAGGAGCUUCGACGAGGUUUCACUCAGAGAGUCAGGGACCCCCUUCUGAACGACAGACUUCACCGCAUCAGAGCACUACGUAGCACCUUGAAGGCCAAAGAGUCUGAGCUGGCGGUAAUCUGCGCCCUAUUGGAGGACCCAGGCCUGUGCUCCCAGACCUUCAGAGAAUGGAAACAGUGGCAUAGUGAGCUCUAUUCCGACAUCUGUCAGGUCAGCCCCGGCACCAAUGGUCAGGACGAUCUCUCCCCGCUGAGUGCUCCCAUCAUGACCCACACACACUCCUUUAUUGAAACCCAUGUGUGACAUAGAGGACAAGACUGAACUCUCGACCUAUCUAUCGCUCUCUCACACUCUGUCUCACACACACACACACACACACGCAAACACACACACAUUCACGCACACAAUCAUGCACGUGCACACACACAAAGCUACACACUUUGUUAGUGUAAAUAUAGAGGGAACAGUCUGAGAUGUGUAUGAGUGUACUUUUGAUAACUCCAAGGACCCAACAGGGUGCCCGUUGCAUGCCUGAACCGAAACCAUUAAUCUUCUUUUGUCUGUGGAACUCAGCAUAAAGUCCACAUGCUUGUCAAGAAGAAAAUGGGGGACAAUGGAUAUGUUUGGACAUGUUACUGUACAUGUCCUUUGUACUCUAUUUUGUUUUUGCUCUAAUUCUGAUUAUUUUGAGGGUGGAGGGCCAUCAAUGUAGCAGCAAUACAGCAGAAUUCUUUUCACCACAGCACUGUACUUUUGUACUAAUGAACUUGCACCCAGAGCCACCAAUGUUCCCCCUUCACCGUUUCUUUUUUAUUUCCUCCCUGCAUAUCAUGCUGAUAGCUCUGUUAUUCCAAGUUGAUCCGACAGGGCCGUGCAAGAAAAGUAAACUCAGUGACUUUAUUUAAAGACUGUGAAAGGUUGCCAUUAAUGCUGGUUAAUCUCUCUUUGCCAAUGAACCAAUGAAAACAACCACAACAGUCAAACAAGAACCAUUUUCUGUAUCCACAACUGUGAAGAUGUUUAUCUGCACAAGGAGAUUAGACUCCUCUGUUUGUGAGCAAAUUUACAGUUUUAAUUUAUAAUAUCAUAUAAACACCACUCCAAUCUCUGUUCUCUGUUAUAUUCUCCUUCCAUUCUAAUGUGUCUUUUUCUUCUCUUUCUAUGAUUGUGUAUACGUGUAUACUACUGUGUAUACAAAUGUAAAUGUUUGCGUUCCACUACCACUGUGAUUUGCUUUUAGAGAGAGCACUGAGAUGUAUUUGAAUGUGUGCUUUUUUUGUUAAACUGUGAUAGUCAUUUACAAAGAAGUCACUCACUACAAAGAAUGCACUUUCUAUGUAUUUUCAUCUCAUCAGCAACAUCACAGGAUCCGUCUCAUUGGCCUCUCAUUGCUGUUCAAAAUAUCAGGUAAAGGCAUCUCAUUUUCUGAAGAUUUAUGUACAGUCGUCUAAUAUAUUUAAACAAAGACAAAUAUAUAACUAUAUUUAUGUUUUGUGUCAUGAAUAUAAUGUAAAGUAUGAUGUAUUCUAUGCCAAGGUUUUGCAUUGUACCCCUCUUCACACUGUUUCUGUCGAUGCAGGUUAACUCAGAGCAAACCCUGUCACCAGUCUGCGCGACUUUUACUGUUUUUUUGCCAAAACAUUAAAGCUGACCCAUAGACAUUCUCCGGGUUAUGCGUUGCAUGAGAAAAGGCCUAGGACUGAUUUAAUUGGACAGGGUAAAAUAUUGAAACUCAUUUCUGUCAAUUCUUUUAUAGUCCUGAAUCUUCAUGAUUGCAGGAUUGAUCACAACAGAGUAUCAUUGAAGAAUGAGUUUUGACUUUUUCAUUUAGAGAUUUGAAAAAUUCUUCUUCUAUGUGUUUUAAGACAUGUGCUAUACAACAACUGGAAAGUGGGGGUGGACAGCAUUGUAUGAUUUGCCUCUGUCCAUACCCUAAAGAAUGUGACAAAAAUAUAGAUUAUCCACCACAGAGUGAGUUACAAGUUACAAAGAAAAUCUCAUUUGAUAUUCUGUUUUUGAAUACCAGUCAACUCUGCCCUCAGACUUAUAGUACCUGUUGCAUCAAGCACUAUAUUUUGGUGUGCUUCACUUUCUACUGUUAUUAUUUUAGGCUAGCCUUAGUUUGUAUCAUCGUGUUACACGCUUGUGAAAUAACAAAGAAGACACAGAAAUGCAGUUCUGUUUUUUGAAAGGUUCAUUUGAGAGUAUCACACAGAAACUAAAUGAUGCAAGCACUUCCCUGUGCCUCCCCGUCCCGACUCUCUCCUUGGCAACGUCAGACUUACUAAACUGGACUUCCUAAAUACACAUAGCUGUAGACGAUUGGGAAUGCAGUCUUGUUCUGCGGAGGUCUACACGUUACUCAUCGUUUAUUGGUUCUCCUGUUUUCCCCAUCAGUUGCUCAGUGAAAUAGCAACUUGACUGUAAACAUGCAGAGGACAAGUUCGAUUUGCGGCCACAGACUGUGUAAUCAUCUCCUCAUCUUUGUGUAGACCACUAGACCUACAGAACCAGGUCGAAAAGGGAGAUUCACUGUGUGUCCUUUCAGGGGUGUACACCUCAUGGUACAUUGCACAGGUGUGUAAGAUGUAAGUUGCACUGCGACAUAAAAAAGGAACAUAUUGCUCUUUUUCAAGGAUGAUAUUCGCUUACUGUAAUUCUGUACAAUAAACGGACUAAAGAUGAUAUUUAAAAAGAAAAGAGAGACAAGUACAUUUAUUCUUCCUAAAAUAGCCUUUUUUGGUUUCAUAUACGUAUAUGAAUAUAUAUAUAUUACAAAAAUACAGAUUGUAAGUUGUUAAACUUUGACUCCAAUAAACUGAAUCCUCUGCACUACAA
Molecule: messenger RNA, 6318 nt
Organism: Syngnathus typhle (broad-nosed pipefish)
Lineage: Eukaryota; Metazoa; Chordata; Actinopteri; Syngnathiformes; Syngnathidae
Product: connector enhancer of kinase suppressor of ras 2
Exons: 24
Coding region: 349-3783 (1144 amino acids)
Biological process (GO): regulation of signal transduction
Cellular component (GO): membrane; cytoplasm
Molecular function (GO): protein binding
Source: RefSeq, a predicted model, not a curated record